AUGAUAUAAUUAUCCUAUCACUUGUAUAAUGAUAUGGAUUAUAUUUUAAACAAUAAAAUUAAAUCAAGUGUUAAUAAUAGGGAGAGAACAAAUGUUGCAUUAUCUAGAGCAAGAUAUUGUUAAUUUAUUUUUGGAACUUUUAAAACAAUGCAGAAGAAUACUCUAAAUUGGAAUAAAGCUAUUAAAUUGGUUUAGUAAAAAUAAUAGAUAAUUCACUACAUCCAAGAAGACGUAGAGAAUCAUGAUUUCUAUUAAGAAAAGUUGAAAUUUACACAAGAUUGA
Molecule: messenger RNA, 282 nt
Organism: Paramecium sonneborni
Lineage: Eukaryota; Ciliophora; Oligohymenophorea; Peniculida; Parameciidae
Source: the annotation of a GenBank genome assembly